GUGGUGCGCGGGCGGACUGCCUCGCUUUACGGCCCGGGCGACAGUCGCCGCUCCCUCGCCGCCUGCUCCCUCAAGAUGGCGUCGGGCAGCGGGACCAAGAACCUGGACUUCCGCCGGAAGUGGGACAAGGAUGAGUAUGAGAAGCUGGCAGAGAAGAGGCUCACGGAAGAGAGAGAGAAGAAAGAUGGCAAACCAGCCCAGCCCGUCAAGAGGGAACUGCUGCGGCACCGCGACUACAAAGUGGACCUGGAAUCCAAGCUGGGCAAAACCAUUGUCAUCACCAAAACCACUCCCCAGUCCGAGAUGGGAGGGUAUUACUGCAACGUCUGCGACUGCGUGGUGAAAGAUUCCAUCAACUUCCUGGAUCACAUCAAUGGCAAAAAACACCAGAGAAACCUGGGCAUGUCCAUGCGGGUGGAGCGCUCCACGCUGGACCAGGUGAAGAAACGCUUUGAGGUGAACAAGAAGAAGAUGGAGGAGAAGCAGAAGGACUAUGACUUUGAGGAGAGGAUGAAGGAGCUCCGUGAGGAGGAGGAGAAGGCCAAAGCCUACAAGAAGGAGAAGCAGAGAGAGAAGAAGAGGCGGGCAGAGGAAGACCUGACCUUUGAAGAGGAUGAUGAAAUGGCAGCAGUGAUGGGUUUCUCUGGUUUUGGCUCAACCAAAAAGAAUCACUGAGCAGCUCUGGACUCUCCUCUUUCUUGAAACAGAUUGUUUUUACCCAGGGGACUCUGGAUAUCUCUUAAAAGACUUGAUUGAGGACUUGUAUGUAAACCUCCCAGUAGAAGUCAGCUGGAGGAGUCGAAAAAGCAAUUCCCUGCUCUGCCUGUGCUGCAGAACCAGCCCCGCCUGUCAUUAGCUUCCCAUCUCCUCCUGUGUCCUAGAUCCAGCUGCUCAUCCCCACUCCACAGCCUCCUGCACGCAGGGAAGUGUUCUGCUGGGUGCCUUUUUGUGUCAGUGAAGUGCAGCAGUGCUGUGCAGGUGGCCUGGUUCAGGAUUCAUCUAGAUGUCAACCAGGCAUGGUUGUUCCAGGCCCUGGUUGUUGCAGUUGUCACCCAGGCCUUGUGUUUGAGAUCGUGUUUCUGUUUGGAUCCUGCAGCUGAAGGAAAGGUGCCUCAGUGAGCAUCUCCAUGCUGCAUCUCCAUGAGAGCUGCGGGCUGCCUGGAGCCUGGGGCACCAAAACUUGCCUCUGUAUUUUACUCUCCAAGGGUUACUUCCCUGCUUCUCUUUGUGUUUCGUCCCAUAACUUUGUUAUCUUUAAGGCAGGGGAGAAAUUCCCGCCCCACAACUGAUCUAGGGUGGAGUGGAUGAGAGAAACGUGUGUGCAAUUGGCCAGAAAUAAAUGGAUCAUUUUAAUGA
Molecule: messenger RNA, 1356 nt
Organism: Apus apus (common swift)
Lineage: Eukaryota; Metazoa; Chordata; Aves; Apodiformes; Apodidae
Gene: ZMAT2
Product: zinc finger matrin-type 2
Exons: 6
Coding region: 76-675 (199 amino acids)
Biological process (GO): mRNA splicing, via spliceosome
Cellular component (GO): spliceosomal complex; U4/U6 x U5 tri-snRNP complex
Molecular function (GO): nucleic acid binding; zinc ion binding
Source: RefSeq, a predicted model, not a curated record